Heterocephalus glaber (naked mole-rat) is the source of this 13554-nucleotide messenger RNA. It is a transcript of the gene Dnah9, whose product is annotated as dynein axonemal heavy chain 9. Gene Ontology annotation, cellular component: axonemal dynein complex. The record is from RefSeq and is a predicted model, not a curated record. Gene Ontology annotation, biological process: microtubule-based movement. Gene Ontology annotation, molecular function: ATP hydrolysis activity; ATP binding; dynein intermediate chain binding. Lineage: Eukaryota; Metazoa; Chordata; Mammalia; Rodentia; Bathyergidae.
CCGUCGCUAGGGAAACCAACGCUGCCAGAGGCCGCGCGAUGACGAGCGCGGAGGAUCUGCCCCUGCUCGCAGCUGAGAAUGCGGGCGAGGAACCCGGCGCUGACCCGAGACUGCGUCUCCUGGGGGUCUACGUGGCUCAGAGCCUGCAGCCGGCGGCGGGGGCUUGGGAGCGCUGCACCGGGACAGCCGAGGCUGAGAAUCUGCUCCAGGCCUUCCUGGGCCGCGAUGUUGCAGAGGGGCCGCGGCCGUUGCUGGUGGUGCGGCCUGGACCCGGGGGCCUGGCUAUGCGACUGGGGAUGGACGAGGGUCCCAAGUCCGGCCCAGUUCGCGCAAAGGGCCUUUUUUUCCUGCGCACCAGGAACGAGCCUCCAGGCCCCAGCACCCUCCGCGGGUCAGUGCUCUGCGGGGACCUGCCUGCCGCGCCUCUGGAGCACCUAGCAGCGCUAUUCUCCAAGGUGGUUGUACCCAUCUUGGCCAAUGAGAAGAACCAUUUAGACUGGCCCCACAUGGUAUGCCAAGAUGUCAGGAGGCAUGCCCACACCCUCCAGUGUGACCUCCUUGUUAUCCUGGAACAACUGAAGGGGAGAACAUUCCUGCCUCUUCCAGUAGGCUCAGAAAAAGUUGAAUUUGUGGAUCCUGAAAGUGAGACAGUCUCGGAUUCCAUAGAUAAGUCAAUCAUCUAUGCCAUUGAGUCUGCAGUGAUCAAGUGGACCCACCAAGUCCAGGUUGUGCUUAAGAGAGAGUCUUCUCAACCAUUCCUACAAGGGGAGAAUCCCACCCCCAAGGUGGAACUGGAGUUCUGGAAGAAAAGGUAUGAGGAUCUGGAAUACAUUUAUAAUCAGCUGAGAACUAUUAAGGUGAGGGCCAUGGCUGGCCUCCUGGACAAGCUUCAAAGCAGCUACUUCCCAGCUUUCAAAGCCAUGUUCAAAGAUGUUGUAGCAGCACUGACAGAGGCUCAAAACAUCCACUUGCACCUGUCACCGCUCCAAGGCCACCUGGAAGCCCUGGAAAGUGUGGAGUUUCCUGAGGUGAAGCCCCGGCUGCAGCUCCUGCUCCAUGUGGUCUGCCUGAUUUGGGCUACAUGCAAGUGCUACCGCUCUCCAGGGAGGCUCACUGUGCUGCUCCAAGAGAUGUGCAACCUUCUCAUCGAGCAGGCUUCUAACUACCUCAGCCCAGAAGAUCUUCUGAGAAGUGAGAUAGAAGAAAGUCAGAGAAAACUGCAGGUGGUCUUGGAUACUUUGGGUUUCUUCAAGCAGGUGUUUCAAGACAGAAGGGAGAAUCUCCAUACUUACUUCAAAGAGAAGGAGGAAGUCAAGGAAUGGGAUUUCCAGUCUUCUUUGGUCUUUGUGCGACUGGAUGGCUUCCUGGACAGACUGCAUAUGGUGGAGGAUCUUCUGAAGACAGCCUUGGAUUUCCACAAACUGGGAAAGCUUGAGUUUAGUGGCAUCAGGGGGAACACCCUGAGUCAGCUGGUGCACCAAAUGUACGAGGAAUUCCAAGAGAUGUACAAGGUCUUCUCUGAGUGCUCCUACGACUUCUUGGACUCCCACAGCAGGGAAUUUGUAAAUGACUUCUCUGGAUUUAACCAGAAAGUAGAAGAUCUUGACCGAAGAUUGGGGACUAUCUUUAUUCAAGCUUUUGAUGAUACACCUGACUUGGAGCAUGCCUUUAAGCUGCUAGACAUAGCAGGAAACCUCCUUGAAAGACCAUUGGUAACACAAGAUACAUCAGAUAAAUACCUUGCCCUCAUCAGAAUGUUCAACAAAGACCUAGAUGCCGUGAGGAUAAUCUACAAUCAGCAUGUCCAGGAGGAGGCAGAGUUUGGGUUCUCAUCAGUACACAAGAACAUGCCUGCCCUGGCUGGGGGCCUCCGGUGGGCACAGGAGCUGAGGCAGCGCAUCCAGGGUCCUUUCAGCAACUUCAGACGCAUCACAUAUCCUUGCAUGGAAUCUGCUGAAGGAAAGCGAAUGAUACAACAAUAUGAAGAUAUAUUGUCAUUGCUGGAAAAGUAUGAAACAAGACUUUAUGAGGAUUGGUGUCACUCAGUAUCAGAGAAGUCACAGUACAACCUCUCCCAACCACUUCUGCAACGUGACCCUCAGACAAAGGAGAUCACUGUCAACUUUAACCCACAGCUGAUUUCAGUGCUGAAAGAAAUGAGCUAUCUUGAGCCCAGAGAUAUGAAUCGCAUCCCUGAGACAGCAGCAGCCAUGUUAUCCUCCAGGGAAUUCUAUCGGCAGCUUGUGGCCAACUUGGACUUGAUGGCAAAUUGGUACAACAAGGUUGUGACAACUCUGCUAGAGGUGGAAGCUCCAUUAGUGGAGGGAGAGCUGCAAAAUAUCGAUCUCUGCCUGAGAGCUGCAGAGGAGACUCUCAACUGGAAAACAGAAGGAAUUUGGGAUUAUGUUAUUCAAAUCACCAAUAGUAUUCAUGAUCUUGAACAAAGAAUUCAGAAAACUAAAGACAAUGUAGAAGAGAUUCAAAACAUCAUGACAAAAUGGAUGACUCCGAUAUUUAAGAGAAAAGAUGGAAAAAGGGAAUGCCUUCUCUCUCUGGAUGACCAACACGAUCGAAUUGAAAAAUAUUACAAUCUCAUCAAAGAAUCUGGCUUUAAAAUUCAUGCCCUUGUUCAGGAAAACUUGGGUCUAUUUUCAGCAAACCCAGCCUCCAGUGUCUGGAAGAGUUAUGUUAACUAUAUUGAUGACAUGUUGCAGAAUGGAUUAUUUCUUGCCAUUAAGUGCUCACUCAAAUUCCUCUUGGAAAACACUGAGUGUAAGAUGGGACUCACCCCAAUAUUUGAAGCACAACUCAGCCUCAACAUCCCAGAAUUAGUUUUCCAUCCCUCUCUGGAGUCUGGAGUGAAGGGGGGCUUCUAUGACAUUGUUGAGAAUCUCAUCACUAGCAUUUUUGGGAUAUCAUCUCUGGUGCCACGGCUUUCCCUGAAAAAUGGCUCUCCCCACUAUCAGGUCGCACUGGAGGGCAUGGCCGACCUGGCAAGCAUGCGGAACACGCUCAUGCAGAGGGUCCAGAGCAUGAUGACCCUCUGCAGUGGCUAUCUGAACACAUUCAGCCAGUAUUCCUACCUUUAUGUGGAGGACCGUAAGGAGAUUUUGGGUCAGUUUCUGUUGUAUGGUCAUGUCCUCACACCCGAGGAGAUUGACGCUCAUGCAGAAGAUGGCAUCCCAGAGAGUCCACCCCUCCUACAUCAGUACAAAGCACAAAUUGACUCCUAUGAGAAGCUCUAUGAAGAGGUGUGCAGACUGGAGCCCACCAAAGUGUUUGACAGCUGGAUGGAAAUCAAUGUACGGCCCUUUAAGGCAUCUCUGAUGAAUAUAAUUAAAAAGUGGAGCCUCAUGUUUAAACAGCAUCUCGUUGACCAUGUCACUAACAGCCUGGAUGACCUUGAAGCAUUCAUAAAAAGCAGUGAAUGUGGCUUGCUCAAGAAAGUUGAGCAAGGAGAUUUCCAAGGAUUGGUUGAGAUCAUUGGACACCUUGUAGCCCUUAAAGAACGGCAGAGCAGCACCAAUGAAAUGUUUGAGCCCCUCAAGCAAACCAUUGAAUUACUGAAGACCUACGACCAAGAAUUGCCAGAAGCUGUGUUUAAGCAACUGGAGGAGCUACCUGAGAAAUGGAACCACAUAAAGAAGCUGGCUGUCACUGUGAGGCAGCAGGUGGCCCCACUGCAGGCGAAUGAAGUGACCAUCCUUCGCCAGAGGUGCACAGCCUUUGAUGUGGAGCAGCAGCAGUUCUGGGAGCGAUUCCACAAAGAGGCUCCCUUCAGGUUUGAUAGCAUUGCUCCUCAUCAAAUCCUGGAUAUGAGACACAUCGAAAUCCAACAGAUGGAAUCCACCAUGGCCUCCAUCUCUGAGUCUGCUGGUUUGUUUGAAGUCAAUGUCCCUGACUACAGGCAACUAAAGAAGUGCAGAAAGGAGGCCUGCCAGCUGAAGGACCUAUGGGACACCAUUGGCAUGGUGACCUCCAGCAUCCAUGGCUGGGAAACCACUGCGUGGAGGGACAUCAGUGUGGAAGCCAUGGACAUGGAAUGCAAACGGUUUGCCUGGCUUAUCCGUAACCUAGACAAGGAGGUCAGGGCCUGGGAUGCCUUCGUGGGCCUGGAAAGAACUGUAUUAAACACACUAACCUCCCUGAGGGCAGUAGCUGAGCUGCAGAAUCCUGCCAUCCGGGAACGACACUGGAGACAGCUGAUGCAGGCCACAGGUGUGAGCUUUACCAUGGACAAAGACACCACCCUGGCCCACCUUCUGCAGCUCCAGUUGCACCUCUUUGAGGAUGAAGUCCGGGGCAUUGUGGACAAAGCUGUGAAAGAAAUGGAGAUGGAGAAGGUCUUAAGGGAGCUGCAGAGCACCUGGGCUGGUAUGGAAUUCCAGUACGAGCCCCACCUGCGGACCCAGGUCCCCCUUUUGAAGUCUGAUGAGAACCUUAUCGAAGUUCUAGAGGAUAAUCAAGUCCAACUUCAGAACCUGAUGAUGUCCAAGUAUGUUGCUUUCUUCCUGGAAGAAGUAUCAGGCUGGCAGAAGAAGCUGUCCACUGCUGAUGCUGUCAUCUCUAUCUGGUUUGAGGUGCAGCGCACAUGGUCUCACCUGGAAAGUAUAUUCAUUGGAUCUGAAGAUAUCCGUGCUCAGCUACCCCAGGACUCUAAAAGAUUUGAAGGUAUUGACACUGACUUUAAAGAGCUAGCUUAUGAUGCUCAGAAAACCCCAAAUGUAGUGGAAGCCACAAACAAAUCAGGUCUUUAUGAAAAACUGGAGGAUCUGCAGAGCAGAUUGUGCCUGUGUGAGAAGGCUCUGGCAGAGUACCUAGACACCAAGAGACUUGCCUUCCCUCGAUUUUACUUUCUCUCCUCAUCUGAUCUGCUAGACAUUCUUUCCAAUGGCACAGCUCCACAGCAGGUACAACGUCACCUUUCCAAACUAUUUGACAAUAUGGCCAAGAUGCAAUUCCAGCUAGAUGCCAGUGACAAUCCAACCAAGACAAGUCUUGGAAUGUAUAGCAAAGAAGAAGAAUAUGUGGCCUUCAGUGAGCCCUGUGACUGUAGUGGGCAGGUAGAACUAUGGUUGAACAAUGUGCUUACUCACAUGAAGGCCACUGUGAGACAUGAGAUGACAGAAGGAGUGACUGUCUAUGAGGAAAAGCCAAGGGAACAGUGGCUCUUUGACUAUCCAGCUCAGGUUGCCCUGACCUGCACUCAGAUCUGGUGGACAACAGAGGUGGGCAUCGCAUUUGCCAGGCUAGAGGAAGGUUAUGAGAAUGCCAUGAAAGACUACUACAAGAAGCAAGUGGCCCAGCUCAAAACUCUCAUCACCAUGUUGAUUGGCCAGCUCUCUAAGGGAGACCGCCAAAAGAUCAUGACUAUAUGCACCAUUGAUGUGCACGCCCGAGAUGUGGUGGCCAAGAUGAUUGCUCAAAAGGUGGACAAUGCCCAGGCUUUCCUCUGGUUGUCUCAGCUGCGCCACCGUUGGGAUGAUGAGGCCAGGCACUGCUUUGCUAACAUCUGUGAUGCCCAGUUUCUAUAUUCCUAUGAGUACCUGGGAAACACGCCCCGCCUGGUGAUCACACCUUUGACUGACAGGUGCUACAUCACUCUCACCCAGUCUCUGCACCUGACCAUGAGUGGGGCUCCAGCAGGACCUGCAGGCACAGGCAAGACGGAGACAACCAAGGACCUGGGCCGAGCACUGGGCAUCAUGGUCUAUGUGUUUAACUGCUCGGAGCAGAUGGACUACAAGUCUUGUGGAAACAUCUACAAAGGCCUUGCUCAGACCGGUGCCUGGGGCUGCUUUGAUGAGUUUAAUCGAAUCUCUGUGGAGGUCUUGUCUGUAGUGGCAGUGCAGGUUAAAAGCAUCCAAGAUGCGAUUAGAGAUAAGAAGCAGCAGUUCAACUUCCUGGGGGAGGAGAUUAAGCUGAAUCUUUCUGUGGGCAUCUUCAUCACUAUGAACCCAGGCUACGCUGGCCGUGCAGAGCUGCCUGAAAACCUCAAGGCUCUAUUCAGGCCAUGCGCGAUGGUUGUCCCAGACUUUGAGUUGAUCUGCGAGAUCAUGCUGGUGGCAGAAGGAUUCAUUGAAGCCCGGAUAUUAGCCAGAAAGUUCAUCACCCUUUACCAGUUGUGCAAAGAACUUCUCUCCAAACAGGAUCACUAUGACUGGGGCCUGCGGGCCAUCAAGUCUGUACUCAUGGUAGCAGGAUCACUAAAGCGAGGAGACCCUGACCGGCCUGAAGACCAGGUCCUGAUGCGCUCCUUACGAGACUUCAACAUCCCCAAGAUUGUGACUGAUGACAUGCCUGUGUUCAUGGGCCUGAUUGGGGACCUCUUUCCCACCCUGGAGGUGCCCCGGAGGAGAGACCUGAACUUUGAGGCUUUGGUGAGGAAGGCAGUUGUGGACCUGAAGCUGCAAGCUGAGGACAACUUUGUGCUCAAGGUGGUCCAGCUGGAGGAGUUGCUGGCUGUGCGGCACUCUGUGUUUGUGGUGGGUGCCACCGGCACUGGCAAGUCACAAGUGCUGAGAUCCUUGCACAAGACCUAUCAGAUCAUGAAGCGCCGCCCCGUCUGGACUGACCUCAAUCCCAAAGCAGUCACAAAUGACGAACUCUUUGGCAUCAUCAAUCCAGCCACACGAGAAUGGAAGGAUGGAUUGUUCUCCUCCAUCAUGCGGGAUCUUGCCAACAUUUCCCAUGAUGGACCCAAAUGGAUUUUACUGGAUGGUGACAUAGAUCCAAUGUGGAUUGAGUCUCUGAACACUGUCAUGGAUGACAACAAGGUGCUGACCUUGGCGAGCAACGAGAGGAUCCCUCUCAACCCCACCAUGCGGCUCCUCUUUGAGAUCAGCCACCUGCACACAGCCACUCCAGCAACCGUCUCCAGAGCAGGGAUCUUAUACAUCAACCCUGCAGACCUCGGAUGGAACCCUCCAGUGAUCAGCUGGAUUGACCAGAGGGAAAUCCAGACAGAGAGAGCCAACCUAACCAUUCUGUUUGACAAGUAUCUUCCAACCUGCUUAGACACACUCAGAACCAGAUUUAAGAAGAUAAUUCCAGUCCCAGAGCAAACCAUGGUUCAGAUGGUGUGCCAUCUUCUUGAGUGUCUCCUGACCAAGGAGGACAUCCCUGCAGACUGCCCCAAGGAGAUCUAUGAGCUUUAUUUUGUGUUUGCUGCCAUCUGGGCUUUUGGAGGGGCAGUGGUCCAAGAUCAGCUUGUGGACUACCGGGCAGAGUUCAGCAAAUGGUGGCUGACUGAGUUCAAGACAGUCAAGUUUCCUUCCCAAGGAACCAUCUUUGACUACUACAUAGACCCAGAAACCAAGAAAUUUGAGCCUUGGUCCAAGCUCAUCCCCCAGUUUGAAUUUGACCCUGAGAUGCCUUUGCAGGCGUGUUUGGUGCACACAAGUGAGACUAUCCGAGUUUGCUACUUCCUGGAACGGCUCAUGGAGCGACGGCUGCCCGUCAUGCUGGUGGGCAAUGCAGGCACUGGCAAGUCAGUGCUGGUGGCAGCUAAGCUGGCCAGCCUCAACCCUGAGGAAUACCUGGUGAAAAAUGUGCCUUUCAACUAUUACACCACAUCUGCAAUGCUUCAGGCUGUCCUGGAGAAACCUCUAGAAAAGAAAGCUGGAAGAAAUUAUGGGCCCCCAGGGAACAAGAAGCUCAUCUAUUUCAUUGAUGACAUGAAUAUGCCUGAAGUAGAUGCCUAUGGGACAGUACAGCCCCACACCAUCAUCAGGCAGCAUCUGGACUAUGGCCACUGGUAUGAUCGGAACAAACUGUCCCUAAAGGAGAUCAGGAAUGUACAGUAUGUUUCCUGUAUGAACCCCACCGCGGGCAGCUUCACCAUCAACCCACGGCUUCAGCGCCACUUCAGUGUGUUUGUCCUCUCCUUUCCGGGAGCAGAUGCCCUCUCCUCCAUCUACAGCACCAUCCUGACCCAGCAUCUGAAGCUGGGAAACUUCCCAGCCUCCCUGCAGAAAUCCAUCCCCCAGCUGAUCAACCUGGCUUUCACCUUCCACCAGAAAAUUGCCACUACCUUCUUGCCCACAGUGAUCAAAUUCCACUACAUUUUCAAUCUCAGAGAUUUUGCCAACAUUUUUCAGGGCAUUCUUUUCGCCUCAGUAGAAUGUGUAAAAUCCAUACAGGAUCUAGUAAAGCUCUAUCUUCAUGAAUCAAAUCGGGUUUAUCGGGAUAAGAUGAUGGAAGAAAAGGACUUUGAUCUCUUUGAUAAAAUCCAGACAGAAGUACUCAAGAAAAUCUUUGAUGAUAUUGAAGAGACCCUGGAGCAGACCCGAAGCCUGAACAUGUAUUGCCACUUUGCAAACGGUAUUGGUGAGCCCAAGUAUAUGCCAGUACAGUCAUGGGAAGUGUUGACCCAGACACUGGCAGAAGCCUUGGAAAACCACAACGAGGUCAACACGGUGAUGGACCUGGUUCUCUUUGAGGAUGCCAUGUGCCAUGUCUGCCGUAUCAGUCGCAUCUUGGAGUCCCCUCGGGGAAAUGCUCUGCUGGUUGGUGUGGGUGGGAGUGGCAAGCAGAGUCUGACCAGGCUUGCAGCUUUCGUCAGCUCCAUGGAUGUAUUCCAGAUCACACUGCGCAAAGGCUACCAGAUCCCUGACUUCAAGGUGGACCUGGCCAGCCUGUGUCUGAAAGCUGGGGUAAAGAAUCUCAGCACAGUGUUCCUCAUGACUGAUGCCCAGGUGGCUGAUGAAAGGUUCCUUGUGCUCAUCAAUGAUCUUUUGGCAUCCGCAGAGAUCCCAGACCUCUACUCAGAUGAUGAAGUUGAAAACAUCAUAAGCAAUGUGAGGAAUGAAGUCAAGAGCCAAGGUCUGGUUGACAACAGAGAGAACUGUUGGAAGUUUUUCAUAGAUCGUGUCCAGCGACGCCUGAAGGUGGCUCUCUGUUUCUCCCCUGUGGGGAACAAGCUAAGACUCCGCAGCAGGAAGUUCCCAGCCAUUGUAAACUGCACAGCCAUCAACUGGUUCCAUGAGUGGCCUCAGCAGGCACUGGAGUCCGUCAGCCUUCGCUUCCUGCAGAACACAGACAGCAUUGAGCCUACAGUAAAGCAAUCAAUUAGCAAAUUCAUGGCCUUUGUCCACACAAGUGUCAACCGAACAUCCCAGUCUUAUCUGAGCAAUGAGCAGCACUACAACUACACAACUCCCAAAUCCUUUCUGGAGUUCAUCAGACUCUACCAGAGCCUUUUGCACAAGAAUGGAAAAGAGCUCAAGUCCAAAAUGGAGCGGCUUGAGAAUGGGCUGCUGAAGCUCCACAGCACCUCUGCCCAGGUGGAUGAUCUGAAAGCCAAGCUAGCCACCCAGGAAGUAGAGCUGAAGCAGAAGAAUGAAGCCGCAGACAAAUUGAUUCAGGUGGUUGGUGUGGAAACUGAGAAGGUGAGCAGAGAGAAAGCCAUCGCAGAUGAAGAGGAGCAGAAGGUGGCCCUUAUCAUGCUAGAGGUGAAGCAGAAGCAGAAGGACUGUGAGGAAGACCUGGCUAAAGCAGAGCCAGCACUCAUAGCAGCUCAGGAAGCUCUCAACACCCUCAACAAGACCAACCUGACAGAGCUGAAGUCAUUCGGUUCCCCGCCUCUGGCCGUCAGCAAUGUCAGUGCUGCAGUGAUGGUGCUCAUGGCCCCAGGAGGCAAGGUGCCCAAGGACCGGAGCUGGAAGGCUGCCAAAGUCACUAUGGCCAAAGUGGACAGCUUCCUGGAUUCCCUAAUCAACUUCGACAAGGAGAACAUUCCCGAGAGUUGCCUCAGAGCCAUCAGGCCAUACCUGCAGGAUCCUGAGUUCAACCCUGAGUUCGUGGCCAGCAAGUCCUAUGCAGCUGCAGGCCUCUGCUCUUGGGUUAUAAACAUUGUGAGAUUCUACGAGGUGUUCUGUGAUGUGGAACCCAAACGCCAAGCAUUAAGCAAAGCCACCUCAGACCUCAUAGCUGCCCAGGAGAAGUUGGCAGCCAUCAAAGCCAAGAUCGCUCACCUUAAUGAAAACUUGGCAAAGCUCACCACCAAGUUUGAGAAAGCAACAGCAGAUAAACUCAAAUGUCAGCAAGAAGCGGAAGUGACUGCAGGCACCAUCUCCCUUGCAAACCGCCUGGUUGGAGGACUCACUUCCGAAAAUGUGAGGUGGGCAGAAGCUGUGCAGAACUUCAAACAACAGGAAAGGACGUUAUGUGGAGACAUUUUACUCAUUACCGCUUUCGUUUCAUACCUUGGCUUCUUUACAAAAAAAUACCGCCAGAGCCUCAUGGAUGGAACCUGGAGACCUUACCUGAGCCAGCUGGAGGUUCCCAUCCCAGUCACCCCAACCCUGGACCCACUGAGGAUGCUGACAGAUGACGCUGACGUGGCUGCCUGGCAGAACGAGGGCCUCCCUGCAGACCGAAUGUCUGUAGAGAAUGCCACCAUCCUCACCAACUGUGAGCGCUGGCCGCUCAUGGUGGACCCUCAGCUGCAAGGCAUCAAGUGGGUCAAGAACAGAUAUGGAGAAGACCUUCGGGUGACCCAAAUUGGCCGGAAAGGCUACCUUCAAACCAUAGAGCGCGCCCUGGAUGCUGGAGACGUGGUGCUGAUCGAAAACCUGGAAGAGUCCAUUGAUCCUGUUCUGGGACCUCUGCUUGGGAGAGAAGUUAUUAAAAAAGGACGAUUCAUCAAAAUUGGAGACAAAGAGUGUGAAUACAAUCCCAAAUUCCGGCUCAUCCUCCACACCAAGCUGGCCAAUCCUCACUACCAGCCUGAACUGCAGGCUCAAGCCACCCUGAUCAACUUCACUGUGACCAGGGAUGGUCUAGAGGACCAGUUGCUGGCCGCUGUGGUCAGCAUGGAGAGGCCAGACCUGGAGCAUCUGAAGUCAGAUCUCACAAAGCAGCAGAAUGGAUUCAAAAUCACACUCAAAACAUUAGAAGACAAUCUGCUUUCUCAUCUCUCCUUGGCAUCUGGGAACUUCCUGGGAGAAACAGCCUUGGUGGAGAACCUAGAGAUCACCAAGCAGACAGCUGCAGAAGUGGAGAAAAAGGUCCAGGAGGCCAAGGUGACUGAAGUAAAAAUCAAUGAGGCCCGAGAACACUACCGGCCAGCAGCUGCCCGGGCCUCUCUCCUCUACUUCAUCAUGAACAACCUCAGCAAGAUUCACCCAAUGUACCAGUUCUCUCUUAAGGCCUUCAGCAUCGUCUUCCAGAAGGCUGUGGAGAGGGCUACUCCUGAUGAGAGCCUCAGGGAGCGGGUGACCAAUCUAAUAGACAGCAUAACCUUCUCUGUGUACCAGUUCACCGCCCGUGGGCUCUUCGAGCGUGAUAAGCUGACCUACCUUGCUCAGCUCACCUUUCAGAUUCUUCUCAUGAAUCAGGAAGUCAAUGCAGCAGAGUUGGAUUUCUUGCUUCGAUCUCCAGUGCAGACAGGCACACCCAGCCCAGUGGAGUUUCUCUCCCAUCAGGCCUGGGGAGCCAUCAAGGCACUUUCAUCAAUGGAAGAAUUCUGUAACCUGGAUCGGGACAUUGAGGGAUCUGCCAAAAGCUGGAAAAAGUUCGUGGAGUCAGAGUGUCCUGAAAAGGAGAAGUUCCCCCAGGAGUGGAAGAACAAGACAGCCCUGCAGCGCCUCUGCAUGAUGAGGGCCAUGCGUCCUGACCGGAUGACCUACGCCAUGCGAGAUUUUAUUGAGGAGAAGUUAGGAAGCAAAUAUGUAGUGGGGAGACCACUAGAUUUUGCAUCCUCAUUUGAAGAAUCAGGACCAGCCACUCCCAUGUUUUUUAUCCUGUCUCCAGGGGUAGACCCACUGAAGGAUGUGGAAACUCAAGGAAGAAAACUCGGAUAUACUUUUAACAAUCGGAACUUUCACAACGUGUCUUUGGGACAAGGACAGGAGAUUGUGGCUGAAGCUGCAUUAGACCUAGCUGCCAAGAAAGGCCACUGGGUUAUUUUGCAGAACAUCCACCUGGUAGCCAAAUGGCUCAGCACCCUGGAGAAGAAGCUGGAGGAGCACAGUGAGAACAGCCAUCCAGAGUUCAGGGUCUUCAUCAGUGCCGAGCCUGCGCCCUUCCCUGAGGGCCACAUCAUCCCUCAGGGCAUCCUGGAGAACUCCAUUAAGAUCACCAAUGAGCCCCCCACGGGUAUGCAUGCCAACCUGCACAAGGCCCUGGACAAUUUCACUCAGGACACUCUGGAGAUGUGUUCCAGAGAGACAGAGUUUAAGAGCAUCCUCUUUGCUCUUUGUUACUUUCAUGCAGUGGUGGCAGAAAGGCGAAAGUUUGGGCCCCAGGGAUGGAAUCGAUCCUAUCCCUUCAACAUUGGGGACCUCACCAUCUCUGUGCAUGUGCUGUACAACUUCCUGGAGGCCAAUGCAAAGGUGCCCUAUGAUGAUCUGCGUUACCUGUUCGGUGAGAUCAUGUAUGGAGGCCAUAUCACAGAUGACUGGGACAGGAGGCUCUGCAGAACUUAUCUGGAGGAAUUCAUUAAACCAGAUAUGCUAGAAGGGGAACUGUACCUGGCCCCGGGGUUCCCACUCCCAGGCAAUAUGGACUACAAUGGUUACCACCAGGUCAAGGCCCUUCUGGAAGAAAUAUUGGAACGAGUGACAGAUGAGUUUAACAUUCCAGAGCUGAUGAGCAAAGUAGAGGAGCAUACCCCCUACGUUGUGGUUGCCUUACAGGAGUGUGAGUGGAUGAACAAUCUCACCAGGGAGAUUCAGCGCUCACUGUGGGAGCUGGACCUGGGAUUAAAGGGGGAGCUAACCAUGACUAGCGACAUGGAAAAUUUACAGAACGCCCUGUACCUCAACACAGUGCCAGAGCCCUGGGCCAGGCGAGCCUAUCCUUCUACAGCAGGCCUGGCAGCCUGGUUUCUGGACCUCCUCAACCGUAUCAAGGAGUUGGAGGCUUGGACGGGUGACUUUGCAAUGCCCUCCACUGUGUGGCUGACAGGCUUCUUCAAUCCCCAGUCUUUCCUGACUGCCAUCAUGCAGUCUAUGGCCCGCAAGAAUGAAUGGCCACUGGACCAGAUGGCCCUACAAUGUGAUGUGACAAAGAAGAACAAAGAGGAGCUCAGGAGCCCUCCUCGGGAAGGAGCCUACGUCCAUGGCCUCUUCAUGGAAGGUGCCCGCUGGGAUACACAGGCUGGGAUCAUUACGGAGGCAAAGCUGAAGGAUCUGACACCUCCCAUGCCUGUGAUGUUCAUCAAGGCCAUUCCUGCAGAUAAACAGGAUUGCCGCAAUGUCUAUUCUUGCCCUGUGUACAAGACUUGUCAGCGGGGACCCACCUACGUGUGGACUUUCAACUUGAAGACUAAGGAAAAUCCAUCCAAGUGGGUUCUAGCAGGAGUAGCCUUGCUUCUCCAGAUUUAGCUUUCUGAAGAGCCACUGAGAAAACAUGGAAGGAGGGUGAGCUAGAGAUUCUCUGAAGACAGGUAGGUGAGGAGUGACCACAAACACUUAGAAGGUAAGAAAUGAGCACUCAACUUCUGUAGAACUCUGCCUGGAAACUGGUGCCCAAAGUGAGACUGAGCCCAGGAACUACUGGAAAAAAAUUUUGUAGUACUAACCUUUCCUAAUAAAGUGAUUGAUUAUUCAA